Messenger RNA from Fraxinus pennsylvanica, 744 nucleotides. The record is from the annotation of a GenBank genome assembly. NCBI's taxonomy places the organism in Eukaryota, Viridiplantae, Streptophyta, Magnoliopsida, Lamiales, Oleaceae.
AUGGCCACCACUCCCAAUUCAUUGGUCCUCGAAAUUUCUGGGGUUAAAAUUGUCCCUCAGAGUAAUUAUCACAGUGGCAAUUCGGUCAAAGUAAAAUUAUUACCUAACACUAAAUCCCCCAUUGCAAGAAGAACUCCGACGAUCUACGGACGGACAAAUACUCCUCGGGGUCUGCAGCAAAUCAAAUCCUCGCACAUGGCGGCCCAAAAUGUUGAUUCGACUGAUGAUCGUAUUUCUCGGAUUUCAUCUUCCAUUCGGGUCAUAGCUGAUUUCCCCAAACCUGGGAUACUGUUUCAGGAUAUAACGACUUUGCUCCUUGAUCCCAAAGCAUUUAAGGACACGAUCGAUUUGUUUGUUGAGAGAUACAAGGAACAAAAUAUUAAUGUUGUUGCAGGAAUCGAGGCCAGAGGUUUUAUAUUUGGAGCUCCAAUUGCAUUGGCUAUCGGGGCCAAAUUUGUUCCCUUGAGAAAGCCUAAGAAGUUACCUGGGGAGGUUAUAUCAGAAGAGUACUCUUUGGAGUAUGGAACGGACAUAAUGGAGAUGCAUGUAGGAGCUGUACAAGCUGGAGAACGGGCACUUGUAGUGGAUGAUCUCAUUGCAACUGGGGGGACCUUGAGUGCUGCUAUCCGCCUACUUGAGCGAGUUGGGGUUGAUGUGGUUGAGUGUGCAUGUGUGAUUGAAUUGCCGGAACUGAAGGGCCGGAAUCUGUUAGGAGACAAGCCGCUGUUUGUUCUUGUUAGCUGA